Molecule: messenger RNA, 390 nt
Organism: Lactuca virosa
Lineage: Eukaryota; Viridiplantae; Streptophyta; Magnoliopsida; Asterales; Asteraceae
Source: the annotation of a GenBank genome assembly
AUGAUUGACAAUGAUGAUUUUUCUAUAAUCUCUCAAGCUGUUGUUGUAACUAAUAUGAUGAAUAUAGACAAUGAACUUGAGUUACAUGAAAAUUUGGAAGAUGGAAUUGGAGAUGAAAAUGAUGAAGAAGCACCUUUUGACAACAACGUUCAAGUACCUUCAACUUUUACUAAUAUGGAAGAAACAAAUUUGAAUAUUGAUGACAAUUGGAUUGUGUCGCAAUCAACGAGCAAUAAUGAUUUUACGCGAGAGUUGGGAAAAUAUUCUUUCAAGGAUAAAGAGGAAUUUGUUAGAGCAAUCAAGAUCCAUUGCAUUAGGACACAUAUACAAUUUGAGGUCAUUGACUCACGCCCAACUAUUUGGACUCUAAGAUGCAAGUUAUACUUAUAG